UUUCCGUAGUAUGAUUUUGUAUAAAAAGACGUUCUAUUGCAUACUGAUGGGGUUUAGUUAAGACAGUAGCAGUCGCUUGGUGAAGGGUUUGCUCACGCAGGAUUGCCGCAAAACCUUGCCCUACAAAGAUACCCUCAUCAUGGUUCUCUUACAGCAACAGCAGCGGCCCUACGGCCGAGCUGGCGGAGCGCUGCAAGGAAACAAUAGCAGGGUCUCGCCCCGUUGCUUGGCCAUCGCUUCUCCUCGGCUUAUGGCUAUUGAACGACGGGCAAAGUUGAAGGAGGAGCUGAACAAUCCAGUGAAAAUCGGCGCUAGCGGAACGGCCUCGUCCCGGUUCAAGAUCCUGCCUGCCUACGAGCCGCUCCAAAGCUACAUGCUGCUGCCCGUGGAGCAGUACUUUGUGCUCGACCCGAAGCAGAUCGCGCACCUGGGAGGCAACCGCUUUGUGCUGUCGGUGCCUCGAAUCAACAUCUUCAACCUCUACCUGGACGCGGUGGUGGAGGUGACCGUCACCAUCUUCCCGGGCGACCAGGACGCGGCAGCGACAGGGGCCGCAGGAAUACCCGGGAGCAUAUCCACCACCGCCACUUCCACCAAUGGGAACGGCAACGGCGUUGUCCCCAGCCCUAGCAGCAGCAGCCCCGGCCCCAGCAGCAGUGGCGGCGGUCCUCCCCGCGUCUUGCUGCGCGCUGAGAACUGCCGCAUCGGCGGGUGCGAGGCGGUGGAGGCGUUGCAUGUGGACCAGCGCUUCUCCAUGAGCUUUGAAACGGAGCUGACGUGGAGCAGUCGUAGGGGGGGCGGGGGAGGCAGCAGUAGCAGUAGUAGCAGUGGUAACAGUGGAGGUGGCGUUGUCGGGAGUGGGAGC
Molecule: messenger RNA, 865 nt
Organism: Astrephomene gubernaculifera
Lineage: Eukaryota; Viridiplantae; Chlorophyta; Chlorophyceae; Chlamydomonadales; Astrephomenaceae
Source: the annotation of a GenBank genome assembly